Messenger RNA from Drosophila novamexicana, 2252 nucleotides. RefSeq names its product ras-related protein Rab6 (gene Rab6). Lineage: Eukaryota; Metazoa; Arthropoda; Insecta; Diptera; Drosophilidae. The transcript has a single exon. Gene Ontology annotation, molecular function: GTPase activity; GTP binding. The coding region runs from base 332 to 958 and encodes 208 amino acids. The record is from RefSeq and is a predicted model, not a curated record.
CCAUCCCUACAACUGACUCAGAUCGACUUGGUGGCUGACUUUUUCUACGAAAAUUUUGUUAAUACUACUACGUAAAUCAUUGGACUUAGCGUUACGCAAAACGAGACUAAAAAAGUGCGGGCGACUAUAUAUAUACAUAUACACAUAAACAAAGUGCAACGUGUGCAGCAGAAGCCGCAUAAGUAACACGCCCCAAUAGCAAAACAAAAGGUGGAGAGAGUAUACAAGAGAGAGGCGAGGAGAGGUCAGCAAACCCGCAAUUAAGAAAAAGUCGACACGUACAAGAGUUGAAACAGCAGCAGCAGCGGCCGCACCAACAAAAAUAGUAAACAUGUCAUCCGGCGAUUUUGGCAAUCCUUUGCGAAAAUUCAAAUUGGUGUUUCUCGGCGAGCAGAGUGUGGGGAAAACGUCGCUGAUUACACGGUUCAUGUAUGACAGUUUUGACAACACCUACCAGGCGACAAUUGGUAUUGAUUUUCUAUCUAAAACGAUGUACCUGGAGGAUCGGACUGUGCGACUGCAAUUAUGGGAUACGGCGGGUCAGGAGCGUUUUCGUUCGCUAAUUCCCUCCUAUAUACGCGACUCGACAGUCGCUGUGGUUGUCUACGAUAUCACGAACACAAACUCAUUCCAUCAGACCUCCAAGUGGAUCGAUGAUGUGCGCACGGAGCGUGGCAGUGAUGUCAUCAUCAUGUUGGUGGGCAACAAAACGGAUCUGUCUGACAAACGUCAAGUGUCCACCGAGGAGGGUGAGCGCAAGGCGAAAGAGCUAAAUGUGAUGUUCAUCGAGACCAGCGCCAAGGCCGGUUACAAUGUGAAACAAUUGUUUAGGCGCGUCGCGGCGGCGCUGCCCGGCAUGGACUCCACGGAGAACAAGCCAUCUGAGGAUAUGCAAGAGGUUGUGCUUAAAGAUUCGCCCAAUGAGACUAAGGAUCCCGAAGGUGGUUGUGCCUGCUAGAACUGGGCACUUACCCAAUUACCCCGCAGCUCCCUCCCAACCACAACCACCACCACUAGCCACUACCCGCACAACCUUCGCUACAACCUCAAAAAGAUUCACACAUUGACACACACGCUGGCGCGACGGGGUUGACACCAGGUGUAUGUGGGCAACAGGCUAAAGAUGAACAUGCAACAGAAAACAGAAACCAAGCUAAACAUGAGAUGCAGACAUACACACAAUUUUAUGUUUAAGUUUAUUUAUAAAAAAUAACUAAAAACAAGAGUAUAAAACAAAAUGAUAGCAAAACAUAAAUAGACUAAAAACUAAUUUAACGCAAUCGGCUAAUUAUGUACGUUAAAUGCAUUGCAUUGCAAUAUAUAAGUAUGCGCCAAAUCCUAAUCUCCAAGCUAAGAGUUAAGCUCUGCUCAGACGUACCCAACAACUGGGGAAAACUAAGAUACUUCCUGUUCCCAUUUAGAGCGCAAUGACAGUGGUCACUCGCAAAGCGAAAGGUUUCUCUUUUCAGAACAGUUGUGAAUUUGAUUUAAAGUAUAUAUCUUAUUUCUAAUAGUUCUCAUUUUCGAGUGUCCACUGUAUUAUCACCAUAUAAUAUAUGGCAUGAGCUAUAGAAAUAAAACAAAUCAUGUAUUAUCGAAAUAAUUUCUCUUUGGCAAAUCUACGCCAGACUAUGCCAAGCUCUAAGCAUUCCCUAGCCAAUCUGGCACGUGUGAGCUCAGCUUAACAAACUCUCCCAAAACUUGUACUUACAACAAAAGAAAAGAAACCAAACCUAGAGCACACGCAAGAACAUUCCACAUUGUGUACUGGUUGCCCCAUUUUCCCCCGACUACAGAUACCACUGAGCCAGCAUGUGUUCAAGCCCCCAGAGCAUAACCCAGAAAAUGAGAUCAUAUUAGGCACUGGCAGACCGAUGAGGUUCCAUUUAUAUGACUAAGCCCCGUUUUGUUUGCGGCUUUUGUUUGUUAUUUUAUUUUCGGUUGUAUUCUGUGGACGGCACGGCAGCUGCAGUUGGUUGGCGCAGAACUUGGCAUCUUAUGAGUAAAUAUAUAUAUAUAUAUAUAUGAAUUUAUAAAUAUAUAUAAUAUGUAUUUUUAUGGCAGUGUAAACAAUUAACAAUUUAAACAACAUUAACAAUUUUUUGCUUCGACUAGCGAGAGAACUUUGUGCAUUUUUUACGCAACAAGCAAAAGCUUACAAAAUUGAAAUACGAAACGCAAUUUUUAAUAAAUCAAAUUAUGAAACUAAACAUAAUAAGUAUUAGCAAUAAAUUAAAAACAGAAAAAAAAAA